AUGGAUGUCGAGACGCCUCAAAAUGUCGCGGGAAAUCAUUUCGAGGAUGUGAAAAUGGUGCGCGCCUUGGUGGUGGAUGAUGACCCGAUCGUUCGUAAGCUUCAUUGUAUGUACCUAAACAAGCACGUCCUCAAGAAUGAGGUGGCCGAAACUAGCCAAGAAGCCCUCGACCUUUUCGACUCGGGAAAGAGUUUCGCUCUCGUGCUCAUGGACUUGGAGAUGCCCGUCAUGAAUGGAGCUAGGGCGACUGAGGAGCUUCGAGCAAUGGGAGUAAAGGCCACGAUAGUGGGUGUGACCGCUUGUGGCGUGGAGAAGGAGAGGGCGGCUUUCCUUGCGGCCGGUUUGGAUGGUUGCGUUGACAAGACGUUGACCGCCCGAGCAUUUAUCGUAAUUUUGGAUGAGCUUGCACUGAGGGUACUUUGA
Striga hermonthica is the source of this 423-nucleotide messenger RNA. Lineage: Eukaryota; Viridiplantae; Streptophyta; Magnoliopsida; Lamiales; Orobanchaceae. The record is from the annotation of a GenBank genome assembly.